This is a messenger RNA of Sinocyclocheilus grahami, 2559 nucleotides long. It is a transcript of the gene hkdc1, whose product is annotated as hexokinase domain containing 1. Gene Ontology annotation, molecular function: fructokinase activity; glucokinase activity; ATP binding. The coding region runs from base 142 to 2202 and encodes 686 amino acids. Gene Ontology annotation, cellular component: mitochondrion; cytosol. Gene Ontology annotation, biological process: glucose 6-phosphate metabolic process; glycolytic process; intracellular glucose homeostasis. Lineage: Eukaryota; Metazoa; Chordata; Actinopteri; Cypriniformes; Cyprinidae. The record is from RefSeq and is a predicted model, not a curated record. The transcript has 15 exons.
ACAAGCUCAGAAGAAAACUUUCAGUCAUACUAGAAUCACUCCUGAGGAUUGAGGGGGACACUUAAACCUGAUGACUCAUUUUGUCUUUCAAUAAGUAAAUCACAUUUUAUCUGAGGUCGACACUUGCGUCAGGAAGUCAAGAUGUUUGCGGUCCAUUUGCUGUCCUUUUACUUCUCAAAGCUUCAGGAGGAUCAGAUCAAGAAGGUAGACCGGUAUCUGUACGCAAUGCGCUUAUCAGAUGAUCAGCUGAUGGACAUAUCAGCCCGGUUUCGGCGGGAGAUGGAGAAAGGACUGUCAAACGAGAGCAAUGCUACAGCUGCAGUGAAGAUGCUCCCGACCCACGUUUAUUCAACACCUGAUGGCUCAGAGAAGGGUGAGUUUCUGGCACUGGAUCUGGGGGGUUCCAAAUUUAAGGUACUACAGGUGAAGGUUUCAGAAGAUGGGAAGGGGAAAGUCCAGAUGGAGAGUGAAACCUUUCCCAUCCCUGAAGAGAUCCUUAAUGGCAACGGAACUGAGCUUUUUGAGCAUGUGGCAGAAUCUUUGAAGUCUUUUCUUCAGAAACACCACAUUAAUCACACAAGAAAACCUCUUGGCUUCACCUACUCUUUCCCAUGUGCGCAAUCCAAAAUAGAUGAGGGUGUCUUGCUGUCAUGGUCAAAGAAUUUCAAGGCUAGAGGUGUUCAAGGGAAAAAUGUGGUGCAGUUAUUACGGAAAGCCAUUCAAAAAGUUGGGGAUGUUGACGUGGAUGUCCUAGCUAUGGUCAAUGACACAGUAGGGGCCAUGAUGACCUGCGGAUAUGAUGACCAGAACUGUGAGGUGGGGGUUAUUAUAGGUACAGGCACUAAUGCGUGUUACAUGGAGGAAAUGCGACACGUUGAUCUGGUGGAAGGAGACGAAGGCAGGAUGUGUAUUAAUACUGAAUGGGGGGCCUUUGGAGAUGAUGGUGUGCUUGAUGAUUUCAUCACAAGCUUUGACCGUGAAAUUGAUGCCGCCUCAAUGAAUUCAGGAAAACAGCUAGGAAAGUACCUUGCUCUGGAUCUUGGUGGAACCAAUUUCCGUGUGUUGGUGGUUAAGAUUCGUACUGGUAUGCGAAAUUCAGUCAGGAUGUACAACAAGAUUUAUGCCAUUCCACUGGAGAUCAUGCAAGGCACAGGAGAGGAGUUGUUUGACCACAUAGUUCAGUGCAUCUCGGAUUUCUUGGACUAUAUGGGGAUGAAGAACACUCGUUUGCCUCUUGGCUUCACCUUCUCUUUCCCAUGCAGUCAGACAGGUAUUGAUAAGGGAGAUCUGGUCUGCUGGACGAAAGGCUUCAAAGCAACAGAAUGCGAGGGGUAUGAUGUUGUGGAUAUGCUGAGAGAGGCCAUCAAAAGACGAAAUGAAUUUGACCUUGAUAUCGUUGCUAUAGUGAAUGACACAGUUGGCACAAUGAUGACAUGUGCAUAUGAGGACCCUAAAUGUCAGAUUGGUCUUAUUGCUGGAACGGGAAGCAAUGUGUGUUACAUGGAGGAGAUGAAGAAUAUUGAGUUUGUGGAGGGUGAUGAAGGCCAGAUGUGCGUGAACACUGAAUGGGGAGGAUUUGGGGAAAAUGAUAAUAUCGAGGACAUCCGGACCAGAUAUGACAGAGAAGUGGAUGGAGGCUCACUCAAUCCAGGAAAACAAAGGUUCGAAAAGAUGACCAGUGGAAUGUAUUUGGGAGAGAUUGUAAGGCAAAUCCUCAUUGAUCUCACAAAGCAUGGUCUUCUGUUUCGUGGUCGCAUCACAGAGAGACUGAAGACCAAAGGCAUCUUUGAGACCAAGUUCCUCUCUCAGAUUGAGAGUGACCGUUUGGCACUACUGCAAGUGAGGUCUAUUCUGCAGAGUCUGGGCUUGGACAGCACAUGUGACGACAGUAUUAUUGUGAAGGAAGUGUGUGGAGCUGUUUCCCAUCGAGCAGCUCAGAUCUGUGGAGCAGGAAUGGCUGCUGUUGUAGACAAAAUCAGAGAGAACCGUGGUCUGGACAAUCUGGAGAUUACUGUGGGAGUGGACGGCACCCUUUACAAGUUACAUCCACACUUCUCCACAAUCUUAAAGGACACUGUCAGAGAGCUUGCGCCCAAUUGUAAGGUGGAUUUCAUCCUAUCAGAGGAUGGCAGUGGGAAAGGAGCGGCCCUGAUCACAGCUGUAGCACAACAGCAUCAUAUAGAGAAACAAGAACCUCACUAGAUGGUUUCUUUGAGGGCUGAUAUGUUGUUUUAAGAGUUCAGGUUUCUAUAAGUAAUCAUAUAGAUUUAUCAAAUGACAACACUCACAAAUUCUUGCUUAUUUUACAGCUUGCAUAUCUUUUUUUUUUUUUUUGCAUACAAAAUCAGGUACAUUGGCAGAAAAGUGUUCAUUUAUUACUUUUUAUUAUUUUAUUUUGAAUGUAUUAAUUAGUGAAAUAAAGACUGCAUUGAUGUUCAUCAUGUUCAGCAUCGUUUCACUCUCACUGUACAUUGCCACUUUGAAGGGCUUUUUUCUCGUUGUAUUUUUGUACCGACUCAGUGAACGGUUUGCAUGGGCAGUCAGAAUGAAAGGCUCACA